AGAAGAGCAUACAGACAGUAAGGGAAGGCAACGACCAGAGGUGGGGGACGGAGUAGACAGAAGAGGAAAAAGGGAGAAGAAAAAGAAGCACGUCAACUACGGGGUUAUGUUAAAAGGCCAAGUGUAGACCGUUUGGCAGCAGCUCAGAGCUGGCAGACUGCUGUGUGGCAACCCGGAGUCAGGGCUCUGGGCAUGACAGCUUAGUAUUAAUGACUAAGAACACUGUGUGAUUCAAGGCUUUUAUCCAGCAAAUAGUGGAGGAUAAAGGUCACAAUAACAGUUACCAGCUAGCAUAUUACUUUCCACUGGACUGCCUCAUCAACAGAUGAGAAGCAAGAGGUCAUUUUUGUCUGCUUUCCCAGCCUUGAAAUGAAUAAGAAGUUGGGAGCUUCAUGGCUGAAAGGAGGCCAGAGGACAGACAAGAGUCAGCCAAGAUGGAGGAACACAAAGUUCUGCAACAUCAGAUGGAGAACAGCUGCACUGGUAUUGAGAAAACACACAACGCACACACAAACAAAUACUGUAACUUGUGCUUCAUGGAGUCAGAGACCGCUCCAAAUAAUAACUAAUAGUCACCUACUUGUUACUGCAGCUGCUGCAAUGGAACAGUGCAGUUCUAAUGAUUAAAGCAGCCUUUUCUUAGGACUGGACAUGAUCUCAUCCCAUCAGAUGUUGGGCCAAAGCAACACUGAGGUUUACCACCAGGUGGGACAGUUCACACUACACCUCAAUAUCUCCAGUGCGACACCACAGACGUGAAUCAUCGCGUGUCCAGCGCACGCUACGAGACUCUGAGAGAAGCAAAGCGACUGAAAAUCAAGCGGAGCAUUGCAACACGCACGGCAACUCUCCCCCGCUUCUCGCACUCAUAAAUCAACACCCUAACAAUCGAUAGAGAGCGGCGUGAAAUCCAUUCACCCCCAUUUCCUCUUUCUUUAGCGGUGUUAAUGAAUUUUAAAUCACAAACUGCCACCACUGUCUGCUCAAAUCACAUUACUGUUGAUCUAGGGCUACCAAAGAUUCUGUACAUUUUCACGCGCCGCUUGUGCCAAAACAGGUAAGCUGAAUAUACAGGUCUUGAGCUCACGUGGUUACACUGACAGUGAUUUUAUGGCCGUUUAUCUACAGUAGGUAUGAUAGUAGUGUAGUGUUUGCCAUCAGGCCGGGAGUCAAUAAUUACCCCGAUUCUGAAGGCAAACACUGUCUCACUGUGUCGCUCUUUGUUUAUUUUUUGUAUCAGCACGGGUUUUUGUGCAGGCUGUGCUGCAAAUGCACGUCAAGACAAUGCAGAGGCCUUUCCACAAAAUGGGAAGAAACUAAAUAGAGCAUGGGAAAAAAAAAUUAUGUUGAUAUGUUGGGCCUCAUUAGGCCCUCCCACAGAGAGUUGGACAGCCAAUCCAUGUCCUGCUCUAUCAUAAUCAGUCCAGAGUUCACCUACCGCUUACUUGGUUUCAUCCUGUCUUCCUGUCAAACUAUCUACCUCUCCUUUCCACUGUUGCAUUUUUCUCUGGAAGUCCCUUUCCUGGAUAUAUGAGGAAUACUGAUUGUGGAAGGCGAAUGCCAUGUGGAGUAGCUGCCUGCUCUGAACUCACACAAUCUACAGCAUUCACCUCUCAACACCCGCUUCCCCUUAACAGGAGUUCAACCAGAAGAAUGACUAACCCAGCAGCUCAGAAAUCAGGUGUGUCUUGACUUCAGUGGAGGGGCCUGAUCUGACUUUGUUCCCCUCUACAAUACCAAGCCAAUAAGAGGUGGAACAGAUCGAGAGGAAGCAGCUUUAACUAUACACUUAGUCAGUUUUUAUACAGCCAGCACAGUCACAUGAAUGGAUGUCAUAUGUGUUUAUGUAUUUAACAUGAUUCAGUCUGAGGUGAUUCAUGUUAAACUUUGAACUGUAAAUCUGUGUGUUGUCAUUUCUGAGAACGCUGCUACUGUAAUGUCCUUAAUCAUUCCUACAUUUAUGAUCAGAAGUUUUAUGACCGGAUUGAACAAACUGUGAAGACACAAUGUUGCUGUUGAAUUCUACAAGCUCAGAGGAUCUGCUGGGCAACAGUAGCAGUGACCCUGGAGUGGACAAUGUGGAACACGUUCUAGUCCCAAUACUAGAUUCACUAAUUCUGGCGCUGGGAGUUAGCGGACACACCAUAGUGAUAGUAAUCUUAUGUAAGCGAUGGAGGAGAGGGGUGGGACGUAUUGGACAGUCUCCCCAAAACUCUGUGAUGGGUAUGGGGACAGACAUCCUGCUUCUGGCCCUGAGCGUUUCAGACCUGCUUUUGCUCUCCAUGCUUCCCUUCCACACGGCUGCUAUAGCCAUGCAGCACUGGCCGUUUGGUGACUUCAUGUGUCGUCUGGUGGGCUUCCUGGGAUCAGCCUGCUCCUCAACCAGCAUCUUUACUCUGGCCACACUGGCUGUGUGUCGCUAUCUGACUGUGGUGAAGCCUGCCAGAGCAUAUUCCCUUCUCUCUGCUCGCCGAGUCUCUGUAGCUGCCAUACUGGUCUGGGUCCCAGCCUGCUGCCUUGCUGUUCCACAGCUAGUCUUUCGCUCUGUAGGAACCCCACAAAAAGCCCUUGACGGGCUUGCAUGCUUUGCUUUCCAGACCCACCGUGACCAGUUGAUCUAUGGACUGUCUCAUUUCUUUGUGGCCUUCUUUCUACCGCUAGUUACCAUAGCAGUGGCAUAUGGCAGCAUCUACAUGUUCCUAUGGAGGAGUCGGCACGCUGGAAGAGCCCCCCAGGUGGAGCGUUACCAAAGCAAAGUGACCCAAACGUCGGCUAUGCUGGUGCUGGCUUUCACCCUGUGCUGGCUGCCGUCCUAUGGCAUGACGCUGGCCUUACUGGCGGAUAAAGGCACAGGAGCCACUGGAGCCUCACCACGUUAUGGCCCCUUUGCUGUGUUUGCACGCUUUAUGGCAACCUCCUCUACAGUGAUGAACCCUAUUCUCUAUGUGCUGAUGUCUGAAAAGUUCAGGCAGGACCUACUGAGGCUGUUCAAGAGGGAAGGACAAAGAGACAGCGGGGAUGUGGCUAUGGCUGCUGCCUGACAGUAUUGCUACGAGUAACUAACUUGAAAUAACGCUAUUAUUUCAUUCGUGCACAGCGAGGAACUGCUGGCAACUGGGAUCAACAAAAAAAUACAAGCUAAAAAACUUGAUCAAAGACUAAAGAUAAACUGGACGUCAGCGUUGCCUUCAUGAACAAAGUCAACUCAAGAGCUCUCACAGCAACAGUCAGCAUCAUUGCUUUGAACAGCAGUUGCUCUUGAAUUGAGCAGGAACUUUGCUCUGGGAUUUGUUGCUUUACAUGCACAGCGGGAAUAUCACGCAUUCCUUGUAAAAGAGAUUAAAGUAAAACAUUAACGGUGCACCCGUGUUCUGUUGUGCUGAGAUAAGGUGAAUGAAAGUCUGUCUCUCAGCCUGAUUGUAUUGCUUCUCACUCUGUUCUCAAAAAAAUGCUUUUCCUUUGUUUCUACUUUGGCUACAUCUACAGAAUAAAUAUGAGUAUUUUGGGGAAAA
Messenger RNA from Oreochromis niloticus (Nile tilapia), 3512 nucleotides. RefSeq names its product delta-type opioid receptor-like. Lineage: Eukaryota; Metazoa; Chordata; Actinopteri; Cichliformes; Cichlidae. Gene Ontology annotation, biological process: calcium-mediated signaling; cell chemotaxis; G protein-coupled receptor signaling pathway. Bases 2007 to 3041 code for a protein of 344 amino acids. Gene Ontology annotation, molecular function: C-C chemokine binding; C-C chemokine receptor activity. Gene Ontology annotation, cellular component: external side of plasma membrane; membrane. The record is from RefSeq and is a predicted model, not a curated record. The transcript has a single exon.